GUCAGUCGUCAUGUUUGUAUCGUGUAGUUAGCCCUGCUGGUGUGUAGCUCCAUAUUAGCCCGUGUAAAUGCUGCAGUUCUCACCCAGGCUGUCGUCCUCUCUCUGGCACCAUGAACAGGACUCAGCUGAAGCGGUCCAGUAUCUUAAGGAUGGCGCUGUCCGGCUCGGACACGAUGGACCAGGACGGACCUGGAGAGACGUUCAUACUGCGGGCUGUGAAGAUAGCGGCUGUGGUCGCUCUGUACUGGUUCGUGUCCAUAACUAUGGUGUUCCUUAAUAACUACCUGCUGGACAACCGAGAGCUGGACGCGCCGCUGUUCGUCACCUUCUACCAGUGUGUGGUGACGGUGGGGCUGUGCUGGCUCAUGCAGCUGCUGGCCUCACUGUGCCCCGGAGUCAUCGACUUCCCCUCGGUCAAAUUCGACCUGAAGACGUCCCGGGAGGUCCUUCCUCUGUCCGUCGUCUUCAUCAGCAUGAUCACCUUCAACAACCUGUGCCUGAAACAUGUCGGGGUGGCUUUCUACACGGUGGGCCGCUCGCUCAGCACAGUUUUUAAUGUGCUGCUGUCCUAUGUCAUCCUGAAACAGACCACAUCACUCCAAGCCAUACUGUGCUGUGGGAUCAUACUGGGUGGAUUUUGGCUUGGUGUGGACCAGGAAGGCAUCGCAGGCUCCCUCUCCUGGACAGGCGUCUUUUUUGGGGUGAUAGCCAGCGCUUGUGUCUCUCUGAACGCCAUCUACACCAAGAAGGUGAUGCCAGCAGUGGACGGAAACAUUUGGAAACUGUCCUACUACAACAACAUUAACGCCUCCAUCCUCUUCCUCCCGCUCAUCCUUGUGUUUGGAGAGUGUGGCCGUGUCGUCAGCUUCAGCCGCCUCACUGACCUUGGCUUCUGGGGCAUGAUGACACUCGGAGGAGUGUUUGGUUUCGCCAUUGGCUAUGUCACAGGCCUCCAGAUCAAGUUUACAAGUCCACUCACGCACAAUGUCUCAGGGACCGCAAAGGCCUGCGCUCAGACUGUUAUUGCAGUGGUGUACAACAGCUCCAGUAAAAGCCUGCUGUGGUGGACCAGUAACAUGAUGGUUCUCGGUGGCUCAUCAGCCUACACAUGGGUCAAAAGUGUAGAAAUGAAGAAGGCUCCCCGCAGAGACCUUCAGGACUCAGCCAGGGAAAAACUGCUGACGGGGGAGAAAGGCAACACAGGAGUGUAAACUAGGCUGAGAAAGCUUCAACUUUUACCUAUGUGGUGUGAGAAUGUGAAAUAAUGUAACAUUUAAGGCCUUUGCACAUCAAGUCUGUACUUUUUAAAUGCAUUUUUUUUAACCUAUAAUCAGUCAAUCAUUCAUUUAUUGUAAUCGCUUAUCGUGUUAGGGGUCGCAGGGGGGCUGGAGCCUAUCCCAGCUGACAGUGGGUGAGAGGCAGGGUUCACCCUGGACAGGUCACCAGACUAUCACAGGGCUGACACAUAGAGACAGACAACCAUUCACACUCACAUUCACACCUACAGACAAUUUAGAGUCACCAAUUAACCUGCAUGUCUUUGGACUGUGGGAGGAAGCUGGAGCACCUGGAGGAAACCCACGCUGACAUGGGGAGUUCAUUCAGACUCUGCACUGAAGGGCACUCCCAUCCUGGGGUUCAAACCCUCCACCUUGGUUGUGAAAAUUUGCAAUAUGAGACAACACCUGCAGGACCUGAGCUGUCCUCCUGCUGUGUCUCCACACUGCUACUUCGUCUUUUUCUGUGCGCGCUCCUCAUCUUCUGUUACAUCCUCCUCUUUGUCGUCAUCAUCAUCCACCUAUAUAUUACAUUGUGUUGAAAUGUCAUAACUCCGAAGCUUUCGACAGAUGCAAACAAACGCAAAAAAAGGAACCUACUCUGAAACCUUAAAUAACGAAUGAAAGUUUCAGUGUCAGCGUUUAAACUUCAUUCACACAAUGUGAGGUCAUAUUUAUCUUUACUCGCUGUUUCCACAUAGCUCUGUGCACAAACACAAGUUAACCAGGAGUCUGUUAAUUCCUUGGUGAACCUCUGACAUCUCCGACGUGUUUCAGAAACUUUUCCUGUUUUAUUUAUGCUGAAAAAUGUAACUUUUGCGGCAAAUUUCAAACAGACUGUCUGCAUGGUGCCGCAGCAGGUCAGCAUAAAGAACAAAUUAGCAAAUGUACUGACUGUAAUACAGCCCAAUUAAUGCAUUUUUUCUCAGUGAAAAGUUUGACGGCAUGUUUAGCUAGCUAACAUUGUUAGCAGUGGCACAUAUUGGAUCAUACCUCAUACCAUAAGAUUCGACGGCGAAAAAACACUCAAAAUUGAGUUCUGUGCCAUUUCUGUAGUGGUGUUUUUAUCCUUUUCAUAAAGGAGUGUUUCCUUGCGUUGAACACUAGGGGGCGUACAUCCUAUACUAUACACAGAUGUGGACACAAAACAGACUUGGUGUGCAAAGGUCUUUAGAACAUGAUCGAUCAGUGAUUGAAGUUAUACACGCGUUGAAUCAGUGAUUUUUUAUUUUUUGUUGAAUUUAAUAAUCUUGUGGUUUUAUACAGUUUGACUUGAGGCCUGAAGGAAUUUGUAUAUAUUUUAUUUAAAACCGCUCGCGUGCAUUUGGGACUUUUUUCCAAUUAUUAUGAAAUGGUCCUGUCUUUAAAUCAUGUUUUUAUUCAUGGGUGGGGGGGUAUUUUUACUCAGACUGAGGGGACUGGAGUCAUAGUGAAGUAGAGACUUUUUUAUUCCCAUUGUUUUAAUCAUGAUCUGAAGAAUAUUUAUUAGCAGGUAUGUGAAAUAUGCGAGUGUAUGUCACUAUUGAGGUUUGUAGGGAAGCCUCUGGUUAUGAUCACGUCUGCUUCCUCAAAUAUGAACAAAAGCAAGACAGAAGGAUUUGUCACAUCCUGCAGUUAGGUAACAUACAGGUAACCUAAGCUAGGUAAUCAGAAACCUUGUGUCAGUGUGACUGAUAUAAUGGGCCUUUUAUCUCCAAAGAAGACACUCCGUCUGCAGUCAUAUGCUUGCACAUUGUUUGCUAGGGCACAGGAUGUUUCAUAACUGGACACAUUUUAAAUAGUAAACCCAGCUGAUGGCAUAAGGUCGUUGAAAUGUAUGUUAUCAUUUCAAAACAAAUGCAGACAGACUGAAAGAGAGCUCUCUCCUGUUAGCAAACCUACUCACAGGUCUCUCACCUCUCGUGUGUCGUUCGUACACUUACCUGUGACAUUAUCUUAAAUGUCACAGCGGUGAACAACUGCACCGCAGCUGAGGCUUUGUUUGCGCUUGUUAUUCACUCUUUACUUAAAGUGUGACACACCAGGUUCCUCUCUACGUAGCCUGAAAAAGCUUUCAAAAUCAGCUUUUUAAAAUGUCUUUAAAUGACUGUAACACAAUAGAAACAAAGCCAGGGAGCUUAUUUCAAAGAAAACAUUAAAGAUAGUGUACAAUUCAA
This is a messenger RNA of Epinephelus fuscoguttatus (brown-marbled grouper), 3433 nucleotides long. RefSeq names its product GDP-fucose transporter 1-like. The coding region runs from base 111 to 1211 and encodes 366 amino acids. Gene Ontology annotation, biological process: GDP-fucose import into Golgi lumen; proteolysis; protein O-linked glycosylation via fucose. The record is from RefSeq and is a predicted model, not a curated record. Gene Ontology annotation, cellular component: Golgi apparatus. NCBI's taxonomy places the organism in Eukaryota, Metazoa, Chordata, Actinopteri, Perciformes, Serranidae. The transcript has 2 exons. Gene Ontology annotation, molecular function: antiporter activity; serine-type endopeptidase activity.